Xyrichtys novacula (pearly razorfish) is the source of this 312-nucleotide messenger RNA. The record is from the annotation of a GenBank genome assembly. Lineage: Eukaryota; Metazoa; Chordata; Actinopteri; Labriformes; Labridae.
AUGGAAAUGAAACUCCUGAGCCUCGCUGUAGAGAACCAGGAGGCCCCUAUCGCUCAGGAGGCAGCGAUAGAGGAAGCCACAGCCUCAGCCCGGUCAUACUCACAUUUCAGAUUGAGCCAUGGAAUAGAGGCUCUGAUUCAGAUCUCAUUUAGAGACCGAGCUCUUGAACCUGGUCAUGCUGUGAUAAAUAACCUGCUGCUGAAGAGCGAGGAAAGCCGUGAAGAAGAAGAGGAAAAAGAUGGAAGAACACAAACAGCCAUUUUGGGGCCUUCAGAGGAGAAAAAGAGGCCAGGAAAAUGUCUCCAUUUUUAA